[Torrubiella] hemipterigena is the source of this 3105-nucleotide messenger RNA. NCBI's taxonomy places the organism in Eukaryota, Fungi, Ascomycota, Sordariomycetes, Hypocreales, Clavicipitaceae. The record is from the annotation of a GenBank genome assembly.
AGGGGCACGUUUAUGAGUGGUUUAAAGGGCAUCUCUGCUUACCAUCCUUCAAACUCUAAGCUGCUACUUUGCAAUCCAUUGAACAUCUAAUCAUAUACAAGGCAUUUACCCAUGUUGACUUCAUCGAUGAGUAUGGGUUGAUAAAGACCGUCAUCUACGACAGCCGCAACUUGAUUAUACGGGAAUGGACCUAGUCGGUGACGAUCACGUCUGAUCUCUCGCGGAGCACCAGCGAAACCAGGUAUUUAGCCCUCGUACAACCAUAUUCUACAUAUCCGCAGGCAGUUCCAAGAAUAAAACUCCACAUUCAGGUGGCGGGAAGAAAGUAACGGCCCGGCUGUAACCUUUGCUAAGCACGACGUCACAACAUUUCCUUGAGGAAUAGAGGUUCUACAUUUAUGUCUACAAUACCAACUUCUUCCAACAAACGAAUGACACGAAUGACCUACGAAAAUACCAUCUCUUCAAACGCCCUCCACGCGUCCAGUUUGCUUGACAUUGGUGGUCAUGUCGGAAAUUAGCCUGCUUUCCAGCGUCAGUAAACCACCACAGCUCCAUUACGGAGCUGAAAGGAGACCACGACUAACUGUGGCGCUGUACUUCAGCAGGGCAAUCCGCGUAAUGGAGGGUCGCAAGGCUUAGGAUAGCGGAUCAAUUCCAUGCAGUGGGCAGCGUCGCGUGCUCAUCUUUCAAGCGAAUGAGGCAACGAAUUUCCACCAAAUACGAGAAUCCGCUUCUGCCAGCCGGCGGAAAUAACACUAGUUUACUUGGAGAGUCAGUAAUUGGCCCCGCGAGACAAGGAGUUGGACCUUGUCCAUAGGAAUAUGCAGCCCAGCGUGUUUCGCCGACAUCCUGCAGCUCUUGGCCGUUCCUUGGCUAUGUUCUCCCUUCUCUUUUUUUCACAAGAAGGAAAUCACAAGGCGGAGCACACAAAGUCUAUUUGUAACUCUAUCCUCCCCUCAUCUGAACUUGGCACCACCGCUUGGCAACCCCUCUGCUUUCUGGUACAUGACCACUCCAAGCGCAGUCGCCCAAGCACAAGAUCAGCGCUUCUGGCACCUGAUAAUUUUAAUGGAUUGAUAAUUCUGACAUCUAGAUAAUCAGAUUGGAUAUUAAUUGAUAUACCAGGACCGUUGCCGCUUGCAUACUUUUAGACAACGCGUCCACCUCGAUCUUAAACAACCGGUCCGGCUGAUUCGGUUAAAUACGAUAGCAUCCUUCAACCGCACACUCGCUUGACAUUGCCAACGUCACGGCUCGUCGCAACUGUCCAGUAGCAUAAAAUCCGAUCUCAGACCGCCUACACUUUUAUUCCGGGGCCAGAUUUAUUCUUUCGCAUGCAUUUGCGAGUCCCUUGAGCCAUGUUUGGAGCACUACAAUCGGCAGGUUAUACGCGCUUACGGCCAGCGAACGAGAGAGGAGCGCAGUGCCUAACAUGGUUUCAGCGCAUUAGGGCGAUUGUUAUACUAUUCGCCUCAAAAAUAUGGCGAGGAGGGCCUCGUUUUCUUCUUCAAUUAACUGCCAGUAUUUUGGCAAUACUCUUGUUAGCAGGGCUGUUUCCGCAGCAUAUUCAGCAUAACUACGCCAAAAUUAUAAACUGGACGCGCCCAGUGCCAGACGAGUUCGCUAACCUUCGAAUCGUUGUGUUUGGUUCUCAAGAUCUUUCUGGAAGCGGAAUUUCAGCAGAUGGAAGCAAAUCACGGAAGUCAUGGACAGAAGAGUUGUGCCAGCUGAUGGACUGCUCGAUAUACACUUCAGUCGUCCCAUCUGCAAGCGUUGGUCCAGUACUCACUUCGAACGCAAUAUACGGCGGCCACUUGGCUGAGAUUGCCAACGCCCACAAGGACGAGAAUGUCGAAGAGCGGCCGUCUGCCGAUAUCGAAUUUCUGUCGGAACACUACCCGAAUAAUUUCGAGAUUCCCGAUCUGGAUGCGCAAAUAGCCAGGUUUCUAACUAUGCCUGCACCAGUCCCGGCGCCGAAACACACUCUGUGGAUAUUCUCGUUCGGAACAUGGGACAUUUGGAACCUGUCAGCCUUUUCCCGCAAAGCUGGCGAGGCCCAGAUUGAUAUUAUAGUCAAUCAUCUGUUUUCUCGCAUAGAGCGCCUCUACAUCCAGUCGUUAAACCCACAAUCGCCUGCGUUUUCUGAUUUCUGGUCCAAUGCCACUUCGAAUGACAUUGGCAGACUCGCAAAUCCAGACUCGGCUACCAAAGUAGACCCUCGGCAACUGGAAAACUUUCGAAUCCUGAUUCCUGAGCUGUUCGACAUUACACUGACGCCCAUUUGGGACAUUCGACGCGAUCCUCCAUUCCCUCAUACCAAAGGAGAGCAAAUGCGCAAUGCCGCUCAUUUGACGAUGUACUGGAACUCUAAAAUGACCCAUGAGCUCCAAAAAUGGACUGAGAAAGGACAGCAGCGACCGGAAGGCGUCGAAUCGGAGGCCAUUGCGCAGAUACUCCCUGGUAAAGCUGGCAGUCCUCCAGUCAAGUACUUACCACCUGGUGAUAACUCGGCAGACGCAAAGGUGGUCUAUGCGCCAUAUCCCAGACGCUCUGGUACUCAGUCACCAUCCAUUAAGACGAUUCUCAGCAUAAUGACUGAGGAGGGCAUGCAGCGCGCGGGCCUGCAAGAUGCCAAGGGUCGGGGAGGCAAGCCUGCGACAGCGUCGAUGCGAUUCCCUGAUGUAUGGACGCCUUGCUUACCUGGAGGGCUGAAUAUGGAUGGAAUGAACUUUGGCACGAAUGAGGAGUGCUCCAUGCCCAACGACCACUUGUUUUAUGACCGGUUCACAAUGAACCAGAAGGCUAUAGAUAAUGUGGCGGCCGAGGCUGCGAAGAAGGUUCGGGAAGAUUUGUUCAAGUCUCGCUAGACCGUGGAGUCACACAUGGGCUGCAUGUUUGAAUAUGGUCAGCCUUGGAAGGCUGUGUACUCGGGGACAUAUACUCGGGUGUUGAUCAUUUGCAUUGCGUGGCGUUUACCUGGGCUCGCUGGCUAAGACACGAUGAUCUUGGCUGCUUGAGUAUUUUUUUGAGUAGAUAUACAUGCAUAGAUUUAUAUGCGACAUACGAGUUGUUUGAAUUUACACUAUUUUUCUUUUUGCCUAU